AUGGUAGCGGUGGAAAGGAUACUUCUCGCCGCCCGGCAAGGCGACGUACAAACUCUGAAAGUGCAAUUAGCAGAGAAGGUACUCGAUAAGGAUGUGAAAGACAUGCUCGGCGCCACACCUGUGCAUCAUGCGGCGCGAGCGGGAAAGUUAACUUGUUUGCGGUACCUUGUCGAGGAAGCGGGUUUACCAGGGAAUAGUCUGGCGAACAAUGGAGCAAGUCCGGCACAUGACGCCGCUGCCACGGGUAACCUUGCCUGUUUGCAGUGGCUCCUAACACAAGGGGGAUGCAGAGCAACGGACAAAGACAGCUCAGGAGCCACUGUCCUGCACCUGGCUUCCCGCUUCAGCCACCAUGAGAUCACCGAUUGGUUGUUGAAGAGUGGGGAGGGAGACCCUGGGGGGGCCACAGACACAGGGGCUCUGCCUGUCCACUACGCCGCUGCUAAGGGAGAUUUACCCUCCCUCAGACUGCUACUGGGACACAGUCCACAUGUCGUCAAUUUUCAAACAAAAAAUGGUGCCACACCCCUGUACUUAGCAUGUCAGGAAGGCCACCUGGAGGUCGUCCAAUACCUGGUGAAGGACUGCGGGGCGGAUCCCAGCAUCAGAGCCAAUGACGGGAUGACUCCUCUUCAUGCUGCUGCCCAGAUGGGACAUAACACAGUCAUUGUUUGGCUGAUGAGUUUUACAGAAGUCAGUCUGGCAGACAGAGACAGCGAUGGUGCCACGGCCAUGCACUUCGCUGCCAGCCGUGGUCAUGCCAAAGUUCUCAGCUGGCUUCUCCUCCACGGGGGUGAGAUUGUGACUGACAGCUGGGGCGGGACCCCUCUCCACGAUGCAGCAGAAAAUGGAGAACUAGAGUGUUGUCAGAUUCUGGUGGUUAAUGGUGUGGAUCUAGGAAUCCGUGAUCAGGACGGUUUCUCUGCCGCAGAUCUGGCUGAGUAUAACGGGCACCCGCAGUGUGCUAAGUACCUGCGCACAGUGGAGAACAUGAGUGUGGAGCAUCGUGUGUUGUCCCGUGACCCGUCUGCAGACCUGGAGUACAAACAGCCCGAUUCCGGCCUGUCUUCUCCCAACGCCACCAUGUCCAGCUCUGCCCAACCUGCACGCUUCGACCUGGGCUCUCCAUCCAGCUCUCUGUCCAACUAUGACUCAGCCAGCUCCAGUCAGUCCAGCACAGGAGAGAAGAGGAGUACUUCCCCACCUUCACGAACUCCUGCUGGCGGUUCAGAGACGGCCAUCACUGAUAUGCAGACCUACAUGGAUAUGCUGAACCCUGACACAGGGGAUGGAGCUCAAAAGAAGGAGGAGCCUGGUCAUCCCCCUCCCCAUCCUACUUUCCCACCUCCCCCUCCACCUCCUCUCCCUGGCUCCUCCAGCGUACCCCCACCUCCACCCUCCUACACUCCUCCCAAACCACCUGAGGAGCAGCCAUCCGCUGAGAUGUAUCUGAAGGUGAAGAGUAAUUUACGUCACGUGGAGAACGAGGGACUGAAGAAAGAGCCAAGUGCUGGAGAGAACUCUGACAAACUUCGACGGGUUGAUUCAAACAGGAAGUCCCGCAGUUUCAGCAAACAGCCCAGCACUGGAGACUACUACAAGACCCUGGGGACGGACGUAACCGACCAGCGACCAGGCAGAACCAUGGCACCCAGUGAAGAGGGCUCUGUGUUGCUGGAGGAGCCAGCCGACAGUUCCCCCAGUCCUGAGAAUGGAACAGGAAACCCCGAGGAGCUACCUCUCCCUCCACCUCCUCCACCUCUACCGACCAGCAACCCCAUCCCAACACCGCCUCCUCCACCUCCUCUGCCCUCAGAGAUCACACCCACUCCCCACUCUACAAGCACCACCAACACAAACCAACGUCGCCUCUCUUCAUCCUCCAGCAGAGGGAAUCUCUCCUCUACACAUCUGUCACCCUCUGUUUGUCCCACUUCAGAGUCACUCCGUCAGAUGAAGAGCUCAAAAUCCUUCAACAUGAUGUCCCCCACUGGAGACAAUUCCGAGCUGCUGGCUGAAAUUAAAGCCGGGAAGAGUCUGAAGCCAACACCACAGAGUAAAGGAUACACCACGGUCUUUUCCAACAGCGGGAGCUCUGUAGAGAAUGGGGAGCGCCCAACAUCGCCACCACAGGCCAGUGCUGCCCAGACAAAGAAGCCCACAUCACCCCCGCCGACCACAGUGACCUCUCGCACCUCCCCGACCUCCCCAACCUCCCCGACCUCCCCGACCCCAGGCGCAGUCAGUGGUGCCACGUCCAGGAGCCUGUCCAGUUCACAGAGCAGCGAGCAGCUCUGCUCCGUCGUCAAUGGCAGUGCGGGGUCUGGCCAGACACGGAAGUCCAGUUUGGUAGACAUAGAGAGCCUGGUACCUACCCAUGACGAACAAGGCCGAGCUAUACCAGAGUGGAAGAGACAGGUGAUGGUGAGGAAGCUCCAAGUGAAAAUGCAGGAGGAAGAGGAGAACAAGAGGAAGGCAGAUGAGGAGGCAGCUCGUCUGGCAUCGAUGCCGGCGUGGAGGAGAGAUAUUAUGAAGAAGAAGCUGGAUGAGGAGAGGGAGCAGAAAAGAAAAGAAGAGGAGCGGCUGAGGAUGCAGAAGGAAAACGAGGAGAAAACAGAGCUGGAGCGACUACGGACACUAGGUUACGAUGAGACCAAGCUGGCGCCGUGGCAACGGCAGAUCAUUCUAAAGAAAGGAGACCUAGCGAAAGAGUAG
Messenger RNA from Chanos chanos (milkfish), 2715 nucleotides. It is a transcript of the gene espn, whose product is annotated as espin. Gene Ontology annotation, cellular component: cytoplasm. The transcript is spliced from 16 exons. Lineage: Eukaryota; Metazoa; Chordata; Actinopteri; Gonorynchiformes; Chanidae. Bases 1 to 2715 code for a protein of 904 amino acids. Gene Ontology annotation, molecular function: actin filament binding. Gene Ontology annotation, biological process: actin filament bundle assembly. The record is from RefSeq and is a predicted model, not a curated record.